AUGGCCACUGAGGUCAUCAACAACCAGGCGUUGGUGGCAACGCGCGGACACAUCAAGGACCUGGUGACAAGUGCCGACGUCAGCAACGCCGUACUGGUGCUCUUCAGCGCCGUGUAUUUCAAGGGCACCUGGCUUUAUCGCUUUGACAAGGGCGGACAGCAGCCGUUUUUGACACCGCGCGGCGAUCGGCCGACAAACAUGAUGGAGUUGAAGGCGGGGCUUGGUUACACCAGCCGACCACACUUCGAUGUAGUAUCAUUGCCGUACCAAAACAAAGAUUACAGUUUGUUAGUGCUGCGCCCGCACAGUCGCUCGCUGGCUGCCGUUGCCAGGCUGCAGAAGUCUCUGGACGGUCUGGACGUGUCCCGGUUAUACAGCCAAAAGAGUCAGCGGAUAGUCCGUGUACUGAUGCCGCCCUUCAAGAUCGAGCGUCGCUAUGAGCUGCCCGCCCACAUGCAAAAUCUAGGCAUCCGGAGGAUUUUCCAAGUGCAGGCGGAGUUCGGCGGUAUCACGUCGCGAAACAUCUUUGUCAGCAACAUCAUCCACAAGGCGGUAAUGGAGGUGAACGAGAAUGGGUGA
Messenger RNA from Pollicipes pollicipes, 579 nucleotides. RefSeq names its product leukocyte elastase inhibitor-like. The transcript is spliced from 2 exons. NCBI's taxonomy places the organism in Eukaryota, Metazoa, Arthropoda, Thecostraca, Pollicipedomorpha, Pollicipedidae. Gene Ontology annotation, molecular function: serine-type endopeptidase inhibitor activity. The record is from RefSeq and is a predicted model, not a curated record. The coding region runs from base 1 to 579 and encodes 192 amino acids.